Molecule: messenger RNA, 216 nt
Organism: Anisakis simplex (herring worm)
Lineage: Eukaryota; Metazoa; Nematoda; Chromadorea; Rhabditida; Anisakidae
Source: the annotation of a GenBank genome assembly
AUGAUGGAAGCCAUUCAGGACAUGUAUGAAAAGUAUCAAAACUGCAAAAAGCAAGUGCAAUACGUGGAUGACAAAUACGGGAAAUCACCUUUUAUGGACAUCAGCGAUUGGAUGCGACGAUAUUCGAUGGCCGAAAGCCCGAAAGAGAUCGAAGAGGUCGAGAACCAAAUGCCCAAAGAAGAGCUUUUGGUCAAGAGACGCGUCUCACUGCAGUAA